Molecule: messenger RNA, 588 nt
Organism: Meloidogyne enterolobii
Lineage: Eukaryota; Metazoa; Nematoda; Chromadorea; Rhabditida; Meloidogynidae
Source: the annotation of a GenBank genome assembly
AUGUUCAACCCUAUUAUCUGGAUAAUUAUAUAUAAUUGCACUUGUCAAAACAAUCAAGUGUGCCUUCGCCCAAAGGGGCUUAAAUACCCUAUUAUAUGUGUUGAUGAAAAAAUUAGUUUGAAUUUAAAUGAAUAUCUCACAAACCCUACAAAGGUUUGUGAGAAUUCAAUUGUUUGGUCAACAAUGGCCAUUUUCAUCACACAGGUAACUUAAAUUUUUAAAUAUUUUUUAGUCUUAAAAUAGGGAAUGGGACAGUAUUUUUCGGUAUUUAUCGGGUUUUUUUGUAUUUUGUUGUAGGUACGGAAACGGGAUUGUACAAAAUUCCGGGCUUUAAUUAAAAUAAUUAAAAAAAUAUUAUAUCUUAAGGUGUUUAUGGCUAUUUGCCUUCUUUUUAUUUUGAUAAUGCUGUUUAUUAUUAAAAAAAGGCAAACUAUAUCUACUGGUACUUAAAUUUUUAAUUUUAUAAAAAAAUGAUUUUUUUAGAAAUGUCCAAAAAAAUAUCUGUCCCUUUUAUAAACGCUGAGCGUAUCUGCCGCCCAAAGAAGGCACCACCACCACCACCACCAUCUGGCACUUUUGAGGAGAUAG